Molecule: messenger RNA, 1236 nt
Organism: Ostreobium quekettii
Lineage: Eukaryota; Viridiplantae; Chlorophyta; Ulvophyceae; Bryopsidales; Ostreobiaceae
Source: the annotation of a GenBank genome assembly
AUGUACCAUUACGACCCAGAAGGCGGUGUCCAGGAGAAGAAGGGCUUCAGUUUGGAGAAGGGACAGGAGCUGUAUGGCCUGACUCACAUCGAUUCUCUUGUGGCCAAAGACACAGACACCCGGGUAGUGAUUUCUUGGAACAACGCGGGGACCAUAUUGGUCUGCUUUCGAGGCACUUCGAGCAAGGCCAACGUGGUGGCGGACCUUAAGUUCUGGCGAACGCCGCACCCUCCAGGGCGUGGACUGACAAUGUUGAGCAUGAUCCCCAUGGUCCACAAAGGCUUCUUGGAUUCAUGGACUGCAAAGGGCUUCAACCAUAAGCUGCUAGAAAAGAUCAGGUCGAUAAUGGGCAGCCCAGAGUUUGACUACCCCAAGCUGAGGAUCCUUGUGAGCGGGCAUUCGCUGGGUGGGGCCAUCGCCGUCUUGGCAGCGCAUGACAUCCGCAGAUACUGUGCUGUGAAGCCGCACCAGCUGUCCUGCUACACGUUCGGCUGCCCCCGUGUGGGCAACCACAUGUUUGCAGAUGAGCACAACAGGGUUGUGCCAGACACCUGGCACGUGAUAAACAACCUGGACCCUGUCCCAAGAAUGCCUAAAUUCUGGGUGCUAUUCAAGCGGUCAGGCAGGCGGGUGGUCAUCAAUGCCCAUGGGGACAUGAUUGUCCAGCCCAUAUUUUUGGAGUUCAAACUGGUGUCAGCAUUCAUGGGCAAGACUAAGGUGGUGCACCACUGGCUGUCCAGCUACCGCAGGUCGCUAUCGUCUGUGGUUCUGGCACAGUUCCACACAUACAAAGCCCUGCCAGGUGGUAGUGAGGCGAUGAAGGAGUUGCUGCAGAAGGGCAACAUCACACAGGUGUUGGGAGUGAACACCGGCUCAGCCAACAAGCUGCUGACCCUGGCAUCCAAGAUUUGGAUGCAGCGCUCGCACAACAUGGACCUAGACAAUGUUGGGCCGGACGGGAAGCCGAUCAGGGUGUCCCAGAGGAGCAUCUCUGGUUGGCUGCCCUCCUCCCUUCUGCGGAUCGGGCGCCGUGGCAGUUCCUCGUCUUCCAUCGACCUGAGCACAGAGCUGCGGAGGCCAGGCACGUCACGGAAGCUGACGCUCAGGGAGGAAGGGGUCAGCCGAAGUGGGCUUACGAACUUUGCUGAGGAGCUUGAGGAAUGGGAGGUGCAAGAAAUGGAUGCAGAAAUGGAAGAUGGGGAACCUAAUCAGCCCGAUCGUGAGGAAGCUCCAUGA